Messenger RNA from Tetrahymena thermophila SB210, 504 nucleotides. RefSeq lists its product as hypothetical. The transcript has a single exon. The record is from RefSeq and is a predicted model, not a curated record. Lineage: Eukaryota; Ciliophora; Oligohymenophorea; Hymenostomatida; Tetrahymenidae.
AUGACUGGCAGCUAAGCAUUAAUGUAGAAAAGAUAUGUUAGACAAGUGAGGAUUAUUAUUUUUGAUGAGUUUUCUCCUCAAGAACAGCUCUACCUCUUUAAAGUGCUCUGGUCCUAAGAUAUGUUACUAGAAAUUAGAGAACCACUGAGAAUCAGAGAGUGGGAUUAGAUAGGCUAAAGCUGUAAUUCAACCUUACUGCCUCUCUUGAGCUAAAUGAUGAAGCAAGAGCGCAAGUACAUACGAAAACAAAUCAGGAAGCUCUUGAGGAUGUAACAUUUGAUCAAGAUUGAUAAAAUCGUACAUUUCAAGUACAAGUUCGUUCAGAUAAAUUAAAGCAGCGCAGAGAUCUGCUAGAGGCAAUUUCAGCUAUCAAGUCCUCUUUUAAAUAAUAAUUAUAUGUACGUCUUCAGGCGGAUGUCUACGUUAACAAGAAUAAUAAUGCAAGACUUAACAGCACCUUCUGUUCCACAAUCGCCACAAAUUCUAGCUCAGGUAGAGCAUUGA